AUGGCAAGGCUAUACGCUCUCCUUCUGCUGACUUCGUGUCUGUCCGCUGUUUCCUCUGUCUCGGUGACGGACAUUCAGGGCUCCUCCUACCUGAGCCCUUUAAACGGUCAGACUGUUCAGAACGUCACUGGGGUAGUUACAGCGAAGGCCUCAAAUGGAUUCUAUAUCCUCGGAGAGAAAUCAGCUGAUAUCAGGAAGUCGAAUGGUCUCUUUGUCUUCUCCACUUCAUCCACUGUGUUAAAAUCAGUGGCCGUCGGAGAUUUUAUUUCUUUAGGUGGCCGUGUAUCCGAGUUCAGAUUGGCCUCCUCUCCCAACAAUCUAUUCAUUACUGAACUUGAAAGUCCCUCCAAUAUCACGGUUCUGUCUUCGAACAACACUGUAACACCAGUCAUUCUUGGGCGAGACAGAAGCCCUCCUACUCAACAAUUUAAUGUAUUGGAUAGCGGUGCGGAUGGUUUCCUUUCCGUCCCCAACAACCGAAGCCUCGUCUCGACAACGAAUGCUACCUUACAGCCAGACAAGUUUGGUAUGGACUUCUGGGAGAGUCUCGAGGGUCAACUGGUAACGAUUCCUAAGCCAUUUGCCACCGCAUUCCAAAACAACUUUGGCGAAUUUUGGGUACGUGGAGACUGGAAAGUAACUGGAAAGAACAGUCGUGGAGGUCUGACCAUUAACUUUGGUCCCGGUGGCAUUCCUGAUGGUAAUCCAGAAACUAUCAUCGUCGGUUCUCCUCUCGACUCGACCAAAAACCCUCAAACUGCUGUUGGUGUCGGGUUGACGGACAUCACUGGUGUCGUUCACUAUCAGUUUGGAUUUUUCUAUGUUCUUCCCCUCACAGCACCGAAAAUCAUUUCUACACCUGACCCCACAGUUCCUGCUGCAUCUUUUGCAUCCAGCAAAAUCGAUUUCUGCUCCGUCACAUUUGGUGACUAUAAUGUAGAAAAUAUGGCACCAACCUCUAAGCAUAUCCCAGAUGUUGCGUCGCAUAUUGCGAACCUUCUCCGUACCCCAGACAUUAUGUUCCUUCAAGAAAUUCAAGACAACUCUGGCCCAACGAAUGAUGGCACUGUUUCUGCAAACGUUACCCUGUCAAACCUGGUCAACGCUAUUGCUCAAAUCAGCAAUGUGACAUACUCCUUUACCACUAUCGAUCCAGUCGACGGCCAAGAUGGAGGACAACCUGGGGGAAAUAUCAGAACCGCGUUCCUAUACCGACCUGAAAAGCUUAAACUAGUCGGUAACGCUCCUGCCGGUGGUGCACUUGACGCCACCCAGGUCAGUGGUCAUUUCUUGAACCCCCAGUUGAGUUUAAAUCCAGGGCGUAUUGACCCUCUUAAUCCCGUCUGGAACGCUACCAGGAAACCCCUCGUUGCACAUUGGACAACGAAGUUGGGGGCCAAUCUUUUCACCAUCAACCUCCAUCUCAGUUCUAAGGGAGGCAGUAGCUCCACUCAAGGUGAUGCCAGACCACCCGUCAAUUCGCCAAUUGAUGCUCGCACUGGUCAAGUGACUUCGGUUGCCACCUUCGUCAAAGCUAUCUUGGCCAAAAACCCUCUUGCCAAUAUUGUCGUUGCCGGUGACUUCAAUGAGUAUAUCCAGACUCGCUCAGUGUACCAGCCACUCACAAAACUCCUUACCGAUAUCGACGAAGUUGCGAAAAUUCCUGUCGAGGAGAGGUAUAGCUACGUUUUUGACCAGAAUUCUCAGCAACUCGACCAUGCCCUUGUUUCUGACGCCAUAAAAUUGCGGGGUGCAAAGUUUGAACACAUUCAUGUAAACAACUGGUCGCCCUCGCUGAGCGUUCGCAUCAGCGACCACGACCCUUCCGUUGGACGGAUUCGCAUUUGUUGA
Molecule: messenger RNA, 1851 nt
Organism: Psilocybe cubensis
Lineage: Eukaryota; Fungi; Basidiomycota; Agaricomycetes; Agaricales; Agrocybaceae
Exons: 8
Coding region: 1-1851 (616 amino acids)
Molecular function (GO): catalytic activity
Source: RefSeq, a predicted model, not a curated record